This is a messenger RNA of Phycomyces blakesleeanus NRRL 1555(-), 2052 nucleotides long. RefSeq lists its product as hypothetical. Lineage: Eukaryota; Fungi; Mucoromycota; Mucoromycetes; Mucorales; Phycomycetaceae. The transcript has 5 exons. Bases 1 to 2052 code for a protein of 683 amino acids. The record is from RefSeq and is a predicted model, not a curated record.
AUGACUGAAAGUCAGGCCAACUUUAAAUCUAGCUUGAACAUUGAGUUUAAAAAAAUCUCAGUGGGUGUGAAGGGUAUUGCUUCCAAGUCCAUUGCCACUCAUAGACGUUCUCGUACACUUGCUACAAUGGCAACACUAAACUCUUUUGAAUAUGAUUUGGCAAUCUCCACUCUACUGAAACAAGAUAUCAAAGUGCUGGAGUCCAUUCAAGAUAAGUGGCUUUGCAUGAUUGUUGGGGGGCAUGCCACAUCCUCUACAAUUGUGUUGAAGCACAUCUGCAAUCUACCAAGUAUGAAGUUUUGUACAGAUGUUCUCAUAGCCAAAUUUUGUAUCAGAUCACGCUUUCUGCCUGCCCAGUGCCUUCUGUCCCUUUUACACCAUCAUCAUACCAUCUAUUCUACACUUGUCUCCUUGGGAAAAACCAACCUUCUGUCACAUCUCCCUCCAACACUCAAACUCCAAAGCCCUAGUGCAAUAAAAAACCAUUUUGAAAGCAUUAUAGAAGCUGGAUUUACAACCUUUCUCCAGUCCAAUACACAAGUUCUCAUUCAAGCAUGCCACCCAGUUCUUGGAGUUGAUCCAAUCUUGUUUUUGCUAGCCUCACAUGUGAAACGUGGCCGUUUGAUUCGUUGGAGAAUGGGGUGGUUAUUAGGCAAACCAAAGGAAUGUCCUUGUGGAUCAGAUCACACCUCACGCCCCCAUUUGUUGGAUUGCCCACUUGUUUGUGUGGCACUAUUUGAACAGUUGCCUCAACCUGACCAAGAUCAGAUACACAGAAUUGAUUUUGCCAUCACAUCCUUGCCUUUGUCAUCUCAAGAACCACGACCUGCUUACUGGAUACCACUGCUGACUAUUCUCUGGGACAUAUAUAUUAUAUGUAAUCCUGAUGGUGACUAUUCACAUGAGACUGAACAUGCUGAAAAGUGGAGAGCAGGUUCAGCCAUUGAAGCUACUACUGUUACACAAGACAUAACAAAAAAGUGGGUGCAUCCAUACAAAAGCUUCAUCAAUCCAUUCUACAUCUUGUUCAAAACGAUACAUCCAUUGUCAAAAACAUUGCAUCCAUUACCACUGUUGCCUUAUCUAUCAGCAGAAAAAAUUUCAGCCGAUUCUGACAACUUUUCAUUUUUGCAAUCUCAAAUGUCAACAUUGCUGCCAUCCUCUGUCAUGCAGGGAAUGUCACCCGAUCUCGCCUCAUUUCUGGGGAACAUGCAGACCCAAUUCAUAUCACUACAACAAUGUACUAAUGAACUUGAAUCUCCUGCUGCAACUAAUGCUAGAUUAACUGCUCAAUUAGUUAAUGCGGAAAAGCUAAUUACUGAUCUCAGAUCUCAAUUAGCAUCUCAGGGCAAUUACCAAAUUACAACAAAUGCAUCAACAUCAUCUGCACCAACCACACCCAAGGAGCCUGGCACUGAGGCUUCUACAUGGGCUACAACUGCUGCUGCUGCUCACAACUCUGUUGUUGUUCCUACUGCUCUUUCUGUUCGCAAGACUCCAAGACCUCCUUCUGUUUGCCAGGUUACUGCUUCUGCUAGAAUAUUUGUCAUUCCCACUGGUUCCAAAGGAUAUCAAUAUGUGUAUAUCCCACGUUCACGUUGUCUCACACAUAGAGAAGUGUGUAACUCUUUGAAAACACUUGGUGUUGAUACUGGCUGCAUCUUGGAUAUCAAUUUUCCUGCCAAGGAUGUAGUUGGCAUCCUAGUUCACAACCAGUAUGCUGAGAAAUUCCAGACCACUCUGACCACAGUUGCCAUUGAGAUCUUAGACGUGUUUGACCCUUUGGAUCCCAAAAACAUUGCAGAUCACAAAUAUAAGUCUCUUUCUGAUUCAGAGCUAGAAGAAGUUGCUGCUGAACUUCAUUCUGAUCGUUGUCUGAAGGCUCUCAAGUACCUUUGUCCUCAUGUUGCUGUUUCUGUUGGUCAUUUCUUUUGUGAUCAAGGCUGGAUCUCUAAGGAAGAUAUUCCUGUUCAUUCUGUUUCUGGUCCUGGUGCUGAUAUUCAUGAUUUCCAAUCACCAUCUCGUUGUACCUCUGUUGCAAUGUCUGAAUGA